This is a messenger RNA of Octopus bimaculoides (California two-spot octopus), 2308 nucleotides long. RefSeq lists its product as uncharacterized. Gene Ontology annotation, molecular function: K63-linked polyubiquitin modification-dependent protein binding. The record is from RefSeq and is a predicted model, not a curated record. Gene Ontology annotation, cellular component: nucleus; cytoplasm. Gene Ontology annotation, biological process: regulation of canonical NF-kappaB signal transduction. Lineage: Eukaryota; Metazoa; Mollusca; Cephalopoda; Octopoda; Octopodidae.
ACUCUUUUGCUGAAUAAGUUAAUUACGGUGUGCGGUAAUUACGCCGAGCACCAGCAGCAGCACAUAACAAGGAAGUGGAGUAAACCACACUCUCGUCACAUUCACAAUCAACUUGGAAAACUAAUGGAGUCCUCUUCAUCAUUAACUGACUUUGAAAGUUCUGAGAUUUCUUUUGAUGAGCUUUCAUUGGACAAAGCUAUUCUUGUCAUCAAACAACAGCGUAAUGACAUAAAUAAUCUCAGAGAUACACUGGCAACGAACAAUGCUAAAAUGAAACAACACUGGGAUCGCAUAAAAGAGUGGAAAGAAAAUGUUAUAAAUGCCAGUGCACAUAACAAAACCUGUUUUGAAGAAUCACAGAAAACUAUCCAAGAAUUACAAAUGCGGAAUACUGAAUUAACAAAUGAGCUCAAAAGGGAAAGAUCUUCACAGGUACAUGAGGAUAAUAAAGAAACGCUGAGUACCAAUGAGAAUCACGAAAGUUUUUGCCUGCCAUCUGAAAUAGAAUCUCUAAGAAAUCAAAGUCUUCUUGAAAAAGAGAGAAACACCUCAGCAAUGUGUGAAAAUUUACAAGCUGAAAACAACAAACUAACUGAGGAGAACUUAAACUCUUAUCAAAAGUAUCAAACUCUUCUGGUGCAAACUAAACAGGAAUCUAGUUCUGAAGACCUAACAGAUCUAAGUUCCAAGUUGGAAAACUAUGGAUCAAAUACUGAUGAGACGUUCUCCAAUCUCAUAAACGAUAACAGUCAGCUUGGCAAUUAUUCAGAUGAUGCAUUUUAUAAGAGUAUGAUGAAUCAAUUAAGUAUUGAGCGGUUACUCGUGAAUGAUUUGAGGAUGCAGAAUAAUGAAUUAGAGAAAAAGAUUAAAACCAUGCAAGAUACUCUAGAUUCUAAAUUGGAACAAGAGAGAGUAAAAUAUUUGGAAAAUAUACAGAAUAUUCAAAAAAAACAUAAUGAAGAAAUUGAGAGAUUACAGUUAACUAUCCCAGAUUUGAAUAUUGUGAAGUCAAUGGCUGUUGAUCAAGAAGCACUGAAGCGCCAAGUGAUGAUCUUGCUUGAUGAAGCAAGAGAGAAUAAAGAAGAGACUGCAUCUUUGAGAGAAAUCCAAGCAAUUAAAACUGAACAAUGCCAGCGACUCGAUGAAGCCAAUGUUCGUCUUAGAAUGGAGAUGAAGACACGGCAGGAACAGGACACACAGCUAAUAAACACUCUCCAAUAUUGUAUACAAGAUUUUGACAAGAAGUUAAUAGCCGAACGAGAACAUGUAAACAUCAAACAGGAACAAAAUAAAAGAUUGCGGGAAGCCUUCCAACAGUUGCUUGAAGAUUAUAAAGGACUCUUGGAACUUAACAGCCAACUACAACCAAUGGUAGAAGAAAAGAAGGAACUGCAAGAACAGAUAGAUUUCCUUACUGCAAAAACAUAUGCAACUGAAGAAUCUUAUCAAGUACAAGAAGACAAAUAUAAUAAGAUAAGGAGUGAAAAGGAAGAGCUUUUAGCUGAGAAUGAACUCCUUAAGACCCAGGCUGAGGUAUUCAAAGCAGAUUUUGAUGCUGAAAGAGAAGGUAGUACAAGCCAAAAGCGUGAUAUAGAAAAAUUAAAGCAAACUAUGAAACAUCUUGAGCUUGCAAACAAACGGCUAGGAGCUGAGAACCAAGACUUAUUGUCUCGGAUAGAAAGGCACACUGAGCAACAAUUAUCUGAGAUGCGGCAGAGAUGCUCAACCAGUUUGAAACCUACAUCAAAAUGGAAACACAAUAAUGAAUAUGCUUCAACUUCUGGGAUGGAAGCAAUGCAACAUGAAUAUGUGGAACAGUACCAAUGCCCACAGUGUAACCAUGUCUUUCCAGAUGCAGAUUCUUUAAAUUUACAUUUUGAAGAACACAAGUAACAAAAAUUCGAAACCUGUGAUAGCUGUGAUAAAUAAAGAUGUAAUAUAUUCAUUUAUUUGAAGCUGAUGAUUCACUCCAUUGCUUCUUAGAGUUUCUUGCUCUGUGCAAUCAUUCAAGUGACAAAAAGAUUCAUCUUUGCUUUGCAUUGAAGAUUAGAUGCAGUAAAAAAAACUCAAUAGCAGUGGAGUGAAUAUUCAGUUUUGAAUCGAUAAACUCUACUUUGUGUUUUAAGUACACUUUCUCAUAUUUUACAUCCUCACGUAUAGCUGAUGAUUUGGUCUGUUGUUAUUCUGAAUUUGUUACGUGUAUGACAAAGAGAUAAUUGCAUAUAUGAUAUCUGUAUUGCCUGAAUGCAGUAUGCACAAUCAAAUCAUCAGCUUCAAAUGAAUAAAUAAAUAUGAUUAUGUAUAUUAA